AUGUGGCACAGCAGAGCGAUGGCAUCAGCCACAGCCUUGCUAGCCUCAGCCUCUCUUGCCGCUUCUGGUCGUCGUCGCCGUUUGCUCAAAUGGGCCAGGCGCGACCCUUGCCGCUUGUUCACGGAUCCGGACAGGGAAGAGCCGCACGGGGAAAUAAAUGACCGAUCUCCGCCCGCCCCUCUUCUUGGAAGUUUUGUCGUGUUUGCAUUCACCUCUCUCUUCUUCACCCACUACCACCACCACCACCACCACCACCACCACCAAUAA
This is a messenger RNA of Plenodomus lingam JN3, 267 nucleotides long. The record is from RefSeq and is a predicted model, not a curated record. Lineage: Eukaryota; Fungi; Ascomycota; Dothideomycetes; Pleosporales; Leptosphaeriaceae.